Messenger RNA from Drosophila nasuta, 1932 nucleotides. RefSeq names its product grauzone (gene grau). The record is from RefSeq and is a predicted model, not a curated record. The transcript has 5 exons. Lineage: Eukaryota; Metazoa; Arthropoda; Insecta; Diptera; Drosophilidae. Gene Ontology annotation, cellular component: nucleus. The coding region runs from base 132 to 1847 and encodes 571 amino acids. Gene Ontology annotation, molecular function: zinc ion binding; DNA-binding transcription factor activity.
GUCACACAACAGAUUAGUUAUUAAUAUUUUGCCAAAUAUUAAAAUAAAAUAGGCUAAGCUGUUCACUGGCUAUCGCCGUGUGUAGCGCAACAUAUUGUUAAGUGUAUCGUGAAUCAUUUGCGGAAUAAACGAUGGAGCCGCAGAUCUGUCGUCUCUGCUUGCGUGGUUGUGGCUCCCAGAUGUGUCUCCAAAUCUUUGGCGAUGCAGCAGCAGCAGUGGAUAACAAUGUGCCCAACGUAGCCGAAGUUCUGCGCCAACACUUUUGGUUUGAGGUGAUGCCAAACGAUCCGAUGUCAAAAGUGGUGUGCAAUGUGUGCUGGACUCAGGUUUCGGAGUUUCAUCAGUUCUACGUAUCAAUACAAGAGGCUCAGCUUAUUUACGCCAACGCACCAAAAUUCAAGCAAGAUCCCGAUCCAGAUCUGAUGACUGCAUCGUGGCCGGAGGAAAUCAUGUUACCAGCUAAUGAACUGGCUGCGGAUGGAAACAGCGAGUGCCGCGGUACCCAACUAAAUGUAAAUCCUCUGGAUGAACUGGACCUUGAGAUGGCAAAUUAUGAGGAGGCAGAUGCGGAUGUCAAUGAUCAAAAGGAAAUCAAAUUGGAAAGAUUAUCGCCGAGUGAAUUCAUCAAUGCUGUCGAUGAUGUAGAUCUUAUUGUAACCCGCAGUGGACUGAAACGUAAACGAGAAACGGAAACCAUGGACAAACUAAAGACGACCAAAGUUAAGAAAUCUACCCAGCCCAAGAGCCUAGAGAAGCGUAGGCCCAUUGCCAAAAGGACAUUCAAGAAACAGCAGUGGCCUCCAUUCUGCAAGGAGGAUGAGGAGCUGAUCAAACGCUAUGUUGUCAUGGGCUGUGAGCUCUGCAUUUUCCUGGCCGACGAUUUUGAUGGCAUUCGUGACCAUUUCAAGGAUAAACAUCCCGACGAGCGGCCCUACAUCAAAUGUUGCGGACGAAAACUGAAUAAGCGCUGCUUAAUUGUUGAGCAUGCUCGACGUCACGAAAAUCCCGAAUACAUUAAGUGCAAGGAUUGUGGCAAAGUGUUUGCGAAUUCAAGUGUAUUGCGAGCACAUUGGCUGGUGCAUCACGUGCCCGAUGACGAGUGCGACUUUCAGUGCGAUGAGUGUGGUAAACGUUUUUCGCGGCGCAAUCAUCUGGAACUGCACAAAGGAUCCCAUGUUCCAGCCAAUGAACGCAAAUUCAUCUGUCCACAGUGUCCCAAACACAAUGCUUUUGCUACCGAAUACCACAUGCAGGUGCACAUUAGCAUGCAGCAUCGCAAGGCAUCAAAUAUCUGCCAUGUGUGUGGCAAGGAGAUCAAGGACAAAGCCGUCUUUGAGAAGCACGUUCGACUGCAUUUUGAAGAGAGUGGGCCACGUAUUAAGUGUCCGCGUCCGGAUUGUGAGAGCUGGCUCAAGGAUGAGGACAACUUGAAGCAGCAUUUGAGACGACACAACGAUGAAGGCAAAUCGUUUAUCUGUUCAGAGUGCGGAAAGAGUUGUAAGAAUUCGCGAGCACUUAUCGGUCACAAGCGCUAUUCACAUUCGAAUACAAUUUACACCUGCGAACAGUGUGGCAAGACCUUUAAGAAGGACAUUAGCCUUAAGGAGCAUAUGGCCCAGCAUACUGGAGAGCCUCUGUACAAAUGCCCCUUCUGUCCGCGAACAUUCAACUCGAACGCUAAUAUGCAUUCCCAUAAGAAGCGAAUGCAUCCAAACGAAUGGGAUCAUUGGCGCAAAACCAAAACGGGCAGCUCACAAAAGGUGCUACCCAGUGCCCAGGUGUCGCAAAUGUUCAGGGAAGAUCCUGAUACGACGGCCGCCAUUCCAAAUAUUUCAACCAUGUUUUAAAAACGCAUUAGUUACCUCUGCCUUUUGUUUGUAUAUCAUUAUUUUUUUUUAGUUUAGUUGUAUAAAUAUAGCUUCCGGUUGUUAA